Messenger RNA from Centruroides sculpturatus (bark scorpion), 2007 nucleotides. It is a transcript of the gene Ing3, whose product is annotated as inhibitor of growth protein 3-like. Bases 228 to 1619 code for a protein of 463 amino acids. Gene Ontology annotation, cellular component: NuA4 histone acetyltransferase complex. NCBI's taxonomy places the organism in Eukaryota, Metazoa, Arthropoda, Arachnida, Scorpiones, Buthidae. Gene Ontology annotation, biological process: regulation of DNA-templated transcription. The transcript is spliced from 12 exons. The record is from RefSeq and is a predicted model, not a curated record.
CAUCUUUGUUGGCGUUGAGUUCGUAGUUACUUUUGUCUUGACGAUUGGGUUCUUGCUAAUGCAAUUGAAUGCUGUCUUCACAUUUCAACCAUGUGGUGACCACUGGACCAAGAGUAACUGUUUUCUUGCAAUCUUCAAAUUAUUUAUUGCUUUGUCACAUUGAACAAGCCUACUAGGUAAUAGUGGAAGUCUAAAUAUUGAUCGUUGGAUUAUCAUUGAUCAACUAUAUGUAUAUAUUGUUCAUGUUCUGUUGUUCCAAACAUCAUUAUGAAGAACUUUUAAUCAAUAUUACAUUUUGGAUUGAAAUAUAUUGGCAUUCUUAUAUGUUUAUAGAAUUGAAAAAUAAGUUGGGUUAUAAACAAUUUUCAUUAUAUAUCUUCGCAAUCAAAUUCAUCAAUUACAAAAUGUUGUAUUUAGAAGAUUAUCUAGAAAUGAUCGAACAUUUACCACAAGAACUCCGCGACAGAUUUACAGAAAUGAGAGAAAUGGAUCUCCAAGUACAAAAUGCAAUGGACAGUUUAGAUGAAAGAGUAAAACAGUUUUUUGCAAAUGCCAAAAAAUUAAAACCAGAACAAAGAGAAGUAGAAUAUGAAAAACUUAGACAGGAUUAUUACAAAGCUUUAGAAGAUGCUGAUGAAAAAGUACAAAUUGCAAACCAAAUUUAUGAUUUGGUCGAUCGUUACUUAAGACGUUUAGAUCAAGAACUACAGAAAUUUAAAAUGGAAUUAGAAGCUGAUAAUGUAGGAAUUACAGAAAUUUUAGAAAGGAGAUCAUUAGAAUUAGAUAAUCCAUCUCAGUCUAGUAAUAAUGUUAAAGGGGAAAAGCGUAAAUAUUCAUAUCAACUUGGUGAAAGUAACAGACAUCAACCAGAAAAAAGAACUGUUAAUUCUAGAGAAUCUAAUGAUAAAGUUCUGUCGUCUCUAGCGAUGGAAGCCAUGCGUGAAACUAUAACAAACAGUAGAAAUAGUAGUGUGGGUUCUUGUAAUCAUUCCUCCUCCUCAUCAACAUCUUCAACAAGCAGUAACAGUUCGGCAGGAAGUUCUAUUUCAGAAAGAGGAAUACUCUUACCUCAGCCUGCACUUAGUUACGGCUUAGGAAGUAAUGCAAUUGCAGCCGCAGCUUCUCAAGCAAUAGCUGCCACUCAACAGAUGCAACAGGGCCGUCGUACUGCAAGUCUCAAAGCUAGCUACGAAGCCAUUAAUUCGGGACUACAAACGAUAAGCAGAGAAUUUACCCUCGGUAGUCGAGACAUCGGAUCUCUCACACCGACCAUGUCUGGCUCAAUACCCGAAAGAAAAACAAAAUCAAAAAAAAUGACAAGUACUAGUCAGUCGCAAGCCAUUGAACUCGUUCCGCCACCACCCUGUGAAGAUUCUGGAGAUUCUUCGCUCGUAGACGAAAAUGGACAACCAUUAGAUUGGUCUUACGAUCCAAACGAACCACGUUACUGUAUAUGCAACCAAGUCUCUUAUGGUGACAUGGUAGCAUGCGAUAACGAAGACUGCCCAGUGGAAUGGUUCCACUAUGCUUGCGUAGGCAUUACUCAACCUCCUAAAGGAAAGUGGUACUGUCCUCAGUGCACAUCUGCAAUGAAACGUAGAGGACGUAAAGAGAAAUGAAUAUUCCUAGCACGUAACAUUUGAUCACGUUCAAGAUACAAAAGUGAUUUUUCACAGACUAAACUACUUAAUGCAUUUGUGAGUCAAUUAGGAAUAUAAUGAUAGUCAUUCACGUUCAAGGACAUUUUUCUUUACCGAAGACCACUUGAAAACUAAUUAUAAACUGAUGUGAAUACUGUAUAUUUAAGAAUCUGUGAUAAAAUAUGCCAGACACAUCUGGUGAUGAUUUUCAUUUCAAGAACUUUCUUCUCAAUAUAGUGGUACAAUUUUUUUGUACAUGUAAAUAAACUGGAAAUAAAGAUUUUAUACAUUUGUUUGAAAGUUCCAAAAAAAAGAAAAGAAAAAAGAAAUAUGAAUCAUUUAAAUGCCAUAUAUUUUUUGAAAUAAA